Messenger RNA from Aspergillus caelatus, 1040 nucleotides. RefSeq lists its product as uncharacterized. The record is from RefSeq and is a predicted model, not a curated record. The coding region runs from base 96 to 335 and encodes 79 amino acids. The transcript has 2 exons. Lineage: Eukaryota; Fungi; Ascomycota; Eurotiomycetes; Eurotiales; Aspergillaceae.
CCUACCUGUACGGGUCAAGCAGAUUGUUUUAUUUUCGUUUCUUGGCACCGCGCAAGUACCUUAUGUGCGUGCUUUGAUCAUCCUUGGCGACAAUCAUGUAUUCAGACGAGGAUGGUAUGGCCUCGAAAGAGAGUCAGAGCCAGUAUAACAUUCGUAUCCGCAUGUUAAUCUCUCUCACUACGCUGCUCUCGUGGCUGGACCUAAGUACUGCAGUUGCGAACGGCAAUUACGCGCGAGAAAAUGUACAAUUCGGCUUCUCUUUCACGCAACUGCACUGGUCUACCGGGAGCACAACCUUGGCUUGCUGUCAUUACAUGGACUGUAUCUUCAAUUGAAAAAGGAUCCUGUUGAAACCUACGCUGCUGGGCUUCGUGGGUCGGCAUUAUCUGCUGUUAUCGUCUUCUCUGAGGCUUUUAUGUCAUGGUUAAGUAAUGAGACGCCUGUAUCACUUAAAUUAUCAAGAGCUUUGCCGCUUUAUCUCGCUGUUUGAUUGGUGGCCAUUCAAUUCCUCUUUCCUCGUCGCCCAGCUGUUUUCACAUCCGAGGGAAAGGCCGUCGAUCAUGAGAACAGCGCUUCAGCUUUCCAAAAAUAUUCGAUGCAAUGGUGUACGACAGCCCUCGAUAUUGCCGGGAACCAUGUUCCGCUCGACGAACUUCCUGCCCUAGUCUUAUCUAGUAGAUCGAAGAGCCAGCCGCUGAUUACCAUUGACUCCUCUUCAAAGACAAGCUUGUGGAAUCAUAUCCUCAUGGAACGAUCUUUUGAACUCGUGAAGCACUGGGCUUUGAUGCUUUCGCGAUCUGUAUUUACUUCCUGUCCGCCAUACUGUGCUAUGAAAUUGCUGAAAGCACUUGAAGAUAACUUACAUUCAAAGCAUGAUGCGUGGGUCUGGCUAAUCGGCAUCGCUUUGUUCUCUACAUGUCAAACAAUUCUUAACUAUCAUAUAAUCUGGAUCCAGUGGUCAGAAAUGGUCAUUCUAGUUCGAGCACAAUUGAUUAUGGCAUUGUUCCACAAGACUUUGAGAGUCAAGGACUCGAAGACCA